CCCCCCUCUCCCCAGCAGCAGUGGUGGAGCUCCUCGAUGAUCUUGGAUCAGUGGAGAUGGGCUGAGGCAGAGAGGAGAGACCCGACGACACCGAGACCAACGACCGCUGUGUGCAGCAGCUAAAUCAGGGAAGACACGGGAAUUCUCCACAGUCCCGCUUGCACCUCGCUCCUCUCUGCUCCCGGCCCCAGCAGGCCAGGGAAUGUCCCGGAUGCGAGAUGCCUUACGUGGACCGACAGAACCGCAUCUGCGGCUUCCUGGACAUAGAGGAGAACGAGAGCAGCGGCAAGUUCCUGCGUCGGUACUUCAUACUGGACACACAGCAGGGGAGCUUGGUGUGGUUCAUGGACAACCCACAGAAUCUGCCUCCUGUUGCAGAAUGUGUGGGCUCCCUCAAGCUCACCUACAUCUCUAAGGUCAGCGAUGCCACUAAGCUGAGGCCAAAAGCUGAGUUCUGCUUCGUCAUCAAUGCCGGGAUGAGGAAGUUCUUCCUGCAGGCCAACGACCAGCAGGACCUCGUGGACUGGGUCAACGCUCUCAACAAAGCCACCAAGAUCACUGUGCCAAAGUUGUCUGAUGGGCAGCAGAACUCAGAGAACCUGAAGACUUUGCCAGAUGUAGUGGGGCCCAAGAAACAAGUCUCUUAUAAGACAGAGAUCAUCGGAGGAGUCCCUAUUGUCACCCAGACACAGCAGGAAGGUGGUGACGCUGUGGACAGAGCAGAGCGAGAGGCCAUGCAUCGCUCCCACAGCCAGCUGCCGUACUUCCUGGGCAGGCCCACUCAGGAGCACACCGUCAUCAAAUCGGGCUACUGCGUCAAGCAGGGAGCUGUGAUGAGAAACUGGAAACGACGAUAUUUCUUGCUGGAAGAAAACUCCAUGAGUUACUUCAAGUCAGAUCUGGAGAAAGAGCCUCUGAGAAUGAUCCCACUGAAGGAAGUUCACAAAGUUCAGGAGUGCAAACAGAGUGACAUUAUGAUGAGGGAUAAUCUGUUUGAAGUCGUCACCACAUCCAGGACAUUUUACAUACAGGCCGACAGCCCAGAGGAGAUGCACAGCUGGAUCAAGGCUGUCUCAGGGGCCAUUGUGGCCCAGCGGGGGCCUGGGAGGUCUGCAGCCACAAUGCGGCAGGCCAGACGGCUGUCGAACCCCUGUAUACAGAGGUAUACAUCCCGAAUCGGGGAGUGCAGCAGCACGAACACGGCAGCCGUCCCACUUUCUACCGCAGCCCCUCGGGUCCCCCCGUCCCUCGCUCGCCCAUAUCUGCCAUGCCACCAUGCUACCCAGAGUGGGGCGCUGCUGUCACGUGCGGCACACGCCCGCAGCCUGGCAUGGGACAGCGAGCACUUCAUGAGCCUGCUGCCGCGGCCCAGUCACGGCCACACGCCAGCACGCCUGUCCCUGCAGGAGACGCGCCUGGCAAAGUGAGCCAUGAGCCACCUGCAACCACCAUCAGUAACUCUGAGGAGGAGUCACCGUGGCGACGGCGGAGCAGCUUUGAGCCCCACAUGCCUGAACCUCCUCUAGACCUGGAUGACGCUGACCUGCCCGUGAGCGAGGUCUGAACUGGACGUUAGGACUUGCACAUCUGGGUGAUGUUGACCAAGAGUUCAUGGACAAAUGGGAAACUUUUGGACAGGUGUGUUUCAAACCAAAGCUGUUGGCAGAUAACGAUGUACCACAUCACAGACUCGUGUGGAGCUCUUUCGUCAGUGUGUCAGAGAAACCACUGUCCCGUACUUGUGUGCCAAAGACGACUCUUCACCCACACUCGUACGCCUGCCUGCUGCCACGUGUACAAAUGUGUAUUUAUUUCCCAAGAGUUGUUAAACAAAACUACAACCUUUCCUUUACUUGUCCCUAACUAAUGACAGAGCUUUAUUUUAACCUGAAACAGUAUCGUUAAUGGUGUUUGUGGGCAGAGUGAACGACUUUGUGCCAAGAAAAUAAGGGAGCCUUAGUAGGAGCUAUUUCCUCACGACUGAAGAGGGUUUGAAAUGAGGACUGUAUUUGUAUCACUACUCUAACCUACUAAUUUAAACUGCGUGAUCCAUUCAUACACUCGCUAACCAAGCAGUAGUUAGGCUGUGUUAGGUAGUUGGGUGAAACCUAGCCUGAGAUGAAAUCAUCACUAAUGCAAAUAAGUAUUCAAAAUUGUGGUCUAGGAUUAGAUGCAAGAAUUUGAAAGUAUUUGUGUACGACCUGAUGUGUUAAUUAAUGCAAAACAGAUUUAUUAUGACCAGCAGAUGCAGAGCUUUUGACUUACAUCUCUUGAUUUUUUCAUAUCGGAUGGUUAACUUGGCAAAUGCUACGUCGUAAAAUCCAGAAUAUAAGUUGCACUGGUAUAUAAGUUGCUGUCUGUUUUUUGGCGGGCGACCUCCAGAAGGAAAAAAAGAUGUCUCCAUGUGUAAAGACCUUCUUCACAUUCAUCAAUGUUCAGUUCCUAUGCAGCUGUGUAGCUCCUUCUAAUACCAUCUGUUUUCACCAUCCUGAUGUCUGCCAGUAUGGUAGUCAAGCUCAGCUCAUGGUAGCGUUAACAGAUGCAGUCCGCUGCUUGCAACCAAUCCGCAGAGACUUAGGAAAUCCCCUUAAAUGCUAGUCACUGGCUUAAAUCAAACCAGCACCCCACAAAUUAUUUUUACUUUUAGUGUAUUACCGCCUUCUUUAAAUGCAUGAUUAUGAUCUAAUGAGGGAGAGGCUGUUAAAAGUGUCACUUCUAGCCUGGUCUGCCUUGCUAUGUAUCCAGCAUGCUUUGCGCAACAAAGCGGCUGCUUGCUCGUUCCAGCGCCGCCUUCUGGAUAAAAUACCAUAAUGCAAUAAAAGAUAUCUGCAUUUUACGCUGGUAUAUUGGUCGCACCAGUGUAUAGGACGUAGCUCACAUUUGAGAUGACAUAAAAAGGUAUUAGAAGUGCGUCUUAUAUCUGAAUUUUACGGUAAUGGCUGUUUCAAGCCAAAGGAACGUAGCUAUAAAACUAUAUUGAAUAGUUUAAACAUAUAUUGCUCCUCUAGUGGUAAAGUAAGGGUACUUCAAAGAAGUGUAAAGGUUUUAAGAGCUAUCACAGUACAUGCAUCACUUAACCUGAAUCAGACGCUUUACCAGCCACAUUUCAACGCAUCAGACCACACCGACUCGGUGUUGUCAGUUAUCAGGAAGUGUUCACUCGUGUACAUUUUGUUAUUCAUAGUAAUAAAAACUUCAACAACAGGGCUGGGUCAGUUUCAGAUAAGCUAUAAUAGACUCUAUGAUCUAACUGAACCUGCAGUCCUUAAUGUGAAGAUGAUUGUGCUGUGUGAACACUGUGCAGACGUUUUGGUUCAUGCGUUCAAGCUCAGACACUUCUGUAGCAUGGUAACAUUUCAGUGGUUCCUCAGAUCAUCCUUCUGUUUGUAGCUUUUGUUUCUCUUCAGCCGCUCUGUGUGUGUCGUGUGUGCAGAAUAGAGCUGAUUUAUUUUUUAUAUGCUUUUAGAUGUUUCCUGUUCAUAUUUCUCCUACAUGUGUUGCAAACCCAGCCUCAUAUUUCACAGCUGAAUAAUACAAACUAAUCCUUUUUUAAGUGCCUAUUUUAUUUCAGUCCAACAACUUCUUGCUAUUUCACCUAAUUUUUCUUUUUAGUCUGGUGUAAUCGGUUUGAAAUGUUUUUAUUUAUUAUGUGGUUGAACUUGAAUGAAUUAAACACUGAAAAUUUC
Notolabrus celidotus (New Zealand spotty) is the source of this 3686-nucleotide messenger RNA. RefSeq names its product pleckstrin homology domain-containing family A member 1-like. Gene Ontology annotation, cellular component: membrane; cytoplasm. Lineage: Eukaryota; Metazoa; Chordata; Actinopteri; Labriformes; Labridae. The record is from RefSeq and is a predicted model, not a curated record. Gene Ontology annotation, molecular function: PDZ domain binding. Bases 219 to 1427 code for a protein of 402 amino acids. The transcript is spliced from 13 exons.